Tyto alba (common barn owl) is the source of this 2456-nucleotide messenger RNA. RefSeq names its product catechol-O-methyltransferase (gene COMT). The transcript is spliced from 5 exons. Gene Ontology annotation, molecular function: catechol O-methyltransferase activity; magnesium ion binding. Gene Ontology annotation, cellular component: dendrite; membrane; axon. NCBI's taxonomy places the organism in Eukaryota, Metazoa, Chordata, Aves, Strigiformes, Tytonidae. Bases 560 to 1348 code for a protein of 262 amino acids. The record is from RefSeq and is a predicted model, not a curated record. Gene Ontology annotation, biological process: developmental process; dopamine metabolic process; catecholamine catabolic process.
GUAUCGCCGUGUCGCGGGUGCGAACACAAUGUCCACCCUGCGCCCGGAGCUCCGGCUUCUGGAGCCUUUUGAUAUGGCAGGCACAGGCUCUGGCGUUAGGGAAGCGAGUUUGAGCUAAAAUCAAACGUUUGGGAGGGAAUACCACCCCCACCCCCCCCCGCGUUGCUUGACUGGCUUUCUCCCAAGAUCCUGCUGCAAAAGAGGUUCAGGGAAGCCUUUCGGGAAAGAAGAGAAGCAUGAAAACAGCCCAGAACCUUCACCGAUAUUGAGAGCCCUGUUUUUUCCCGCUCUGAAACCGCACAUCCCUUUGUAAUGGACACGGUGAGAGGUGGGAUGUCGCAGCCCCUUCCUCAGAUGCAGCGCAUGGGCUGGAAGUUAAAAACCUCAGAGAAGAUGGUUUGAAUAAGGCCUCUCACUUCCACGAGGUAUUACAGGCAACACGUGAUGUUGCUUCGGAUUCCUGUGGCUAAGGUACAUCAGUGUUGAGAGAGACACUAGGAACUCUUCUCUGAGAGAAGACGACUUCCUCAACCAAAAUGGUGGAGCCGGUGCUACACAGAUGCUGGAGAGCUCUUCAGUCCUUUUGUUCAUUGUCUUCUUCCUGCUUUUCAUUUUGCUGCUCUUUGGGGUGCUCAUCAGGAAAAACGGCACUGCUGCCAUUUUCUGGAAUGAAAUAAUCCGGGAGAAAAUAACCAAUUUUAUCAUGAAUCAGAGCAAAGAACAGAGGAUUUUAAAUUUCGUGCUGCAGAAUGCAGUCCGAGGAGACCCCUGUAGUGUGCUGGACACUAUAGAUAAGUACUGCUCCCAGAAAGAGUGGGCCAUGAAUGUGGGCAAUGAGAAAGGCUUAAUUCUAGACAAGACAGUGGAAGAGGUCAAUCCAUCAGUUGCACUGGAGCUGGGAACAUACUGUGGCUACUCAGCAGUUAGGAUUGCUCGGCUACUGAAGGCAGGAGCUCAUCUUCUCACUGUGGAGUUCAACCCAGAAUUUGCUGCUAUAGCUAAACAGAUCAUUGAGUUUGCUGGAGUACAAGACAAGGUAAAACUCCUAGAAGGCCCUUCAGAGAAAAUUAUCCCCCAGCUGAAGAAAAAAUAUGAAGUGGAUACUCUGGAUUUUGUCUUCUUGGACCACUGGAAAGACAGAUACACACCAGACACCAUCCUGCUUCAGGAAUGCAACUUGCUGCGGAAGGGAUCGGUUUUUCUGGCUGACAAUGUCAUCGUCCCAGGAGCUCCAGAAUUCCUUAACUAUGUCCGCAACAACCCCCAUUUCCAAUGUACUAACUAUCCAUCUCAUCUGGAAUAUAUGGAAGUGGGGGAUGCUAUGGAAAAGGCUGUGUUUUUGGGAUAAAGAGAGCCAUUUAUACUCAACCUUUGUUUCGAGUGAUGUAAACACAACUGCACAGGUUAACUUGUCUGUGCUCUAAUUUUUUUUUUUUUUUGAUUAUGGAGUCUGUAAUUAAAGCACUAGUGGAGAUCAGACCAGGUGGAAACCAAGAUUGGGAAUAAGUAGGGUAACUGCUCAAAGGUCUGUUCCAUUGUUUCACAUAAUUCAGCAAACCCAAGGUGAUGCAUAUUGCCUUGACCAUCAUUAAACAACACAGUGUUAUUUUGAGUUCAAACCUGAACAGCCACAAUUUGGGCUCAGGGUGGGGUGGAAAAAGUUGCUGCAGCUUCUGAAAACUUGUGUCCUUAAGCUAAACUGACUAAUUACUAUCAAGAGUGGAAAAAAGCAUGUGUGUGGCAAGGAAAGGCCAUUUCAGGAGCCCUGAUUUUGCUAAAUUACUAGCAUUCCACUUAUUGCUGUAAAAGCUCCUAUUGUGAUAUCAGAUACAUUUUUGCAUAGUUACUGCAGAAGUUAAUCAUCUCUAUGCUAGAGAAAAGGGCAUGCACUGAAAGAAGACCAACCCACGCAGUGACGAGAAAAUAAACCAGAAUUUUGCAGAAGACAAACAAAUAAAAUUAUUAAUCUGCCCAUGCAGAUGUAAGGAAAACUGAAGUAAUAAAUAGAUUUAAAUAAACACAGUAACAAACAAUAACAAAAGGACCAAGCUCUUUACAAAAAACCACCAAAACUACAUAAUAUCAGAGACCAUGAGAAAAUUAUGUUUAUCCCCUCAUAUUUACUUAUCCCUUCUUUAUAUUGUAUAUACAUAGUGUACGCUUUAUAGGGGCAGGGCAAGCUGCUUACUCUGAAUGCUGUGCAUGUUUAAGAUGCUAAAUAAAAAUAAAGACCAGAGAGAAUGGGUUUUACCAGGUGGGUCCCGCACAGCCUGGUUAACUUCAGUGUUGUUAACACCAUGUGAAUAGUGAGGGUUGUCACUGAGAAGAUACAAAGCCAAAUCUGAAGUAUAACUCACCUGAACAAUGCAAAAAUCCACUGGCAUUUCCUGGCAUGUCCUGCUGUGAUUAUAUAAUGAGGCAAUGGUUGCAUUUAUAAAAUAAAAACCUAAAAACAA